This is a messenger RNA of Cotesia congregata, 401 nucleotides long. Lineage: Eukaryota; Metazoa; Arthropoda; Insecta; Hymenoptera; Braconidae. The record is from the annotation of a GenBank genome assembly.
AUGGCAGACGGCAAUACGGAAGAUGACACGCUUAAUGAGGUAGUAUCUCUGGAAGAGGAGGUGAUGAUGCGUUACCGAAGGGACAGAAUUCAAUUACUGAAAAUGCUUAAUACGGCCUACGAACAACUGCUGCAAGAAAAAAUGACGAAUUACAAUUAUCGAAACUCUAAAAACAUCACUAGACCAAAUGUGCUUGAAGCUAUAAAGGAUCACAUAUUUACACAAGGUUAUCAAGCAGUAGUACUUGAACUACCCAUAUUUUUGGAUAUGAGUGAAUACGUAUGGAAUAUCCGAUUUUGCUACAAUGCAAUCAAUUUUUUCGGAGUGACUAAAGACACCAGCCACGGGUGGAUCUUAGUAGAUUUCCUGACAGGGUGUUGGAAAAUUACAUGAAUUGUAUU